GUAUGAGACACAUUGGGGUUGAGUUGCCAAUGCGUGUGAGAGAGAUGGAGCAGAUAAGUAAAGUGUAGUGUGUACUCUGCACGGCUGGGAGCGGUUCUAUAUUAUAUUUGCUGCUGUUUGGACACUUGAUUAAUCAUGGAGACCAACAUUCUACACCUUGGAACAUACAUGUGUCCUGGAAUUCCUGUUGAAUACUACGAGUUUAUAGCCGAAUACUUGGAAAAGGAACUUUGUUUGCAAACCACUCUUCUAUAUAAUUCACGUAGUCGGGGACCAGACAUCAGCCGAGGAGAUCACCAGCGCAUUGAUCUAGCCUUUGUGACUACAUCUGCUUACCUUGAAAAUUUUAAGUCUGGCACAAACAACUUCCAGUUACUUCCAGUAGGAGCUGUAACGAAGCAUCCAGUCAAGGGUGAAGUUCUUGGCUACUACACAGAUAUUGUUGUACACAGAGAUAUAAAAGAAAGAAUAUCAGAAUUUUUAGAUUUACGAGGAUGUAAAUUUGUCUAUGCCCAUGAAGGUUCUCUGAGCAGUAAUACACUUAUGUUGCGCACACUAAAGCAGAUGGGAGAAGAUGCCUCUUUCUUUUCUGACAUUCAAGUGUCUGGGAAUCACAUGAGUUCCAUUGAAAUGGUAGUGUCAAAAAAAGCAGAAGCAGCAGCUGUCGAUUCAUUGUCAUUUGCAAACUACCUUAAUCGUCAUUACUACCAGGCGCCUGAGAUACAUCUCCAGGGGACAUGGGGUCCACUUCCACCUCACCCCAUAUUAGUCAACUCAAAUCUCCCAGAUGCCAUUAAAAUCAAGAUUCAAGAGGCCUUAUUGAACAUGAAUAAACUUCCAAAGUGGAAAAAGAUGUUAAAUUCCUUCUGCAUUUUGGGGUUCCGCAAGACUUCUUCUGAUAAUUACCUUGAAGCUGCAGACCAUCUAGAUGCUACAAAAUCACUCUCAUUUGGUAUAACCUAUUACUAAUUUUAUAGGGGGUAAUUUAAUAACAAAUAUAUUUUCAUAAUCAAGUAUUGCAAGAUCCUUGUGGUGAAAAUUUCUCUCAAUAAACUGGUGCUAGAUAUUUGGAGAUAGUGGGGGAACAAAAAAUGAAUGCAUGACCUGUGUUUAUGAAGUACAGUAUAUUAUACAUUGCAUUUUGCAAUAUGGGUACUCUAAUUUGUGAUAAUUACCCUUGUGUGUACCUGUAAUGUAGAGAUAUAUAUGCAGCCUUAGCACUGCCUUUUCUAAAGAUAAAUCAUACAUGGUAUUGCUAAAACUGUGUUACUGAGUUAGAUACCAGCAUAUAUAUUGUCUUGCUUACAUAAUAUUUAACAAUGUAUUGUUGCAGCUGCAUCACCUUAGAAUUGCAGUUGGCAGGUUUUUUAUUAAAAGAUGCAAGGAUGGUAAA
Procambarus clarkii (red swamp crayfish) is the source of this 1393-nucleotide messenger RNA. RefSeq lists its product as uncharacterized. Lineage: Eukaryota; Metazoa; Arthropoda; Malacostraca; Decapoda; Cambaridae. The record is from RefSeq and is a predicted model, not a curated record.